AUUCCAUCUUCAAGCAUGUCUUCCGUUGCCACCAUUUGCAUUGAUCAUUCAUCAUCUGUCCUUAGCUUCAACCUCUUUGUCUAUGUCGUCGUCUUUGUCUCCGUCUUUGCUUUUCUUCUUGCUCCCGGUGGCCUCGCAUGGGCACUCUCCAAACCUCGACCCAAAACCGCCAUCCCUGGACCUUCCGGCGUCCCUUUUUUAGGCCUUCUUUUCGCCUUCACUUCUUCCUUAACACACAGGACCUUAGCGAAGCUCUCUACUGCUUUUAAUGCUAAACCUCUCAUGGCGUUUUCUGUUGGGUUUACACGCUUUGUCAUCUCUAGCCACCCAGAAACAGCCAAGGAAAUACUAAACAGCUCGGCGUUUGCUGAUCGUCCGGUGAAGGAGUCGGCGUACGAGCUGUUGUUUCACCGAGCCAUGGGUUUCGCUCCCUACGGUGACUACUGGCGUAACCUUCGAAGAAUCUCGGCCACCCAUUUGUUUAGCCCUAAGAGGGUUGCUGGGUUUGGGGUUUUCAGGCAAAACAUCGGGUUAAAAAUGGUUAGUCAAGUUUUGUCAUCAAUGGAGGAAAAUGGUGUUGUGGAGGUUAAAAAGAUCUUCCACUUCGCUUCCUUAAACAAUGUCAUGAUGUCUGUGUUUGGAAAAUCCUACGAUGAUUUUAGUGAAAAUGGUAGCAGUGGCGAUGGACAUGAGCUCGACAAGCUUGUCAGCGAAGGCUAUGAACUUCUUGGAAUCUUCAACUGGAGCGACCAUUUUCCAAUCGUAAGUUGGUUUGAUUUCCAAGGAGUUAGGAAAAGGUGCAGAAAUUUAGUGUCCAAGGUUAACGUUUUCGUUGGGGAAAUCAUUGAGCAACACCGAGAAAAAAGGUCCGAGGCUGGCGGAGCUACGGCAGUAUCCGACGGUGAUUUCGUCGACGUUUUGCUAGAUUUGGAAUCUGAAAACAUGUUCACUGAUGCUGACAUGAUUGCUGUUCUAUGGGAAAUGAUAUUUAGGGGUACUGACACAGUGGCAAUCCUACUGGAGUGGAUUCUUGCACGGAUGGUGUUACACCCGGACAUACAAUCAAAGGCACAAUCGGAAAUAGAAAGUGUCAUCGGGCGUGAAAGAUCCGUGACACAUUCGGACCUUGAUAACUUGCCCUACCUCCAUGCAAUUGUAAAAGAAACUCUUCGAGUUCAUCCACCAGGCCCACUGUUAUCUUGGGCUCGACUCGCAACCCAAGAUACUUUUGUAGGCCCGCAUGUGGUUCCGGCUGGAACCACUGCAAUGGUGAACAUGUGGGCGAUAACCCACGAUGAGCGUGUCUGGGCUGAACCUGAUAGAUUCAACCCAGACAGGUUCUUGACUGAGGAUGUUGCGAUAAUGGGUUCAGACCUAAGGUUGGCUCCCUUCGGUGCUGGGAGGAGGGUUUGCCCGGGAAAAGCAAUGGGGUUAGCCACGGUUCACCUUUGGUUAGCCCAGCUCCUACAAAACUUCAAAUGGGUUGCAGAUGGUUCGGUGGAUUUGUCUGAGUGCUUGAAGAUGUCUUUGGAGAUGAAGAAGCCGUUGGUGUGUAAGGCUGUGGCAAGGGUUUAGUUGGGUUUUUUUUAAUAAUUUUGCAAGAAAAGCAAGCGCUAGUUUGUAGUUUCUAUGAUGUUUAAUAGUAUGGGGUAGUUUGGGGAUUUUUAAGAAGUUGGGAAAACAUGGGGUUCUCCGUUAUUGUACAGACUUUUUUGUUUGUGACGUAUGAAUAUGCAUUACCCUAAAUAUUUGUGUGA
Molecule: messenger RNA, 1757 nt
Organism: Lactuca sativa (garden lettuce)
Lineage: Eukaryota; Viridiplantae; Streptophyta; Magnoliopsida; Asterales; Asteraceae
Product: cytochrome P450 78A5
Molecular function (GO): iron ion binding; oxidoreductase activity, acting on paired donors, with incorporation or reduction of molecular oxygen; monooxygenase activity
Source: RefSeq, a predicted model, not a curated record